Messenger RNA from Erythranthe guttata (spotted monkey flower), 2076 nucleotides. Lineage: Eukaryota; Viridiplantae; Streptophyta; Magnoliopsida; Lamiales; Phrymaceae. The record is from RefSeq and is a predicted model, not a curated record.
GCCAACACGGUGAGUAUUUUUUUUAAUAAUUAGAGAAAACACAGGGUGCUGAAUGCAAUUAACCCUUGACUAAAAAAUUCUUAAGAUUGUUUUUUUCAUCAAAUUAUAGGAUAUCUUGGCAGGCGGGACCGACACUACCAGUACGACAAUCGAAUGGGCAAUGGCCGAGCUAAUGAACAAUCCAGAUGUAAUGAUGAAAGCGCAAAAAGAAUUAUCCGAUGUCGUUGGAUUAAACACCAUGAUUGAAGAGUCCCACACGCCAAAAUUGAAAUACGUGGAAGCAGUUGUGAAAGAAACAUUGCGUUUACAUCCGGCGGUACCUCUACUUGUUCCAAGGUCUCCAGCACAAUCUUCGACUGUCGGGGGAUACACUAUCCCGGAAAAUUCAAAGAUAUUUAUAAAUGUAUGGUCGAUUCAAAGAGAUCCUUCGAUUUGGGAUAAUCCAUUGGAAUUUAGGCCGGAGAGAUUCCUUGAUGAUGAUGAUGAGAAUAACGAGAGAUGCGAUUUUAAAGGUAACUAUUUUCAUUAUCUUCCGUUUGGAUCCGGAAGAAGGGUGUGUGCCGGUGUUCCGCUUGCGGAGAGAAUGUUGACUUAUUUGCUGGCUUCGCUUUUGCAUUCUUUCGACUGGAAAUUACCGCUAGGGGAAAAAAUUGAUAUGUCGGAGACAUUUGUGAUAGCGUUGAGGAGAACUAAACCAUUGUUUGGUAUUCCUAGUCCGAGGCUAGUUAAUUCAAACUUAUACAUGUAAUUCCAUGUAGUGGCGGAAACAAGAUUUUAUGUUUCUCAUGAUUUUGUGUUUAGAUUUCAAUAAUUUUCAUAAGAAAAAUAAAUUGAGUGGGAGGCUUAUUCAACUCUUGCAAACAUCUGUAUAGUUGUGAUUCUUUUACCAUAAACACUGUUAAAAGUACUUUUACCAUAAACAUUGUUAAAAGAUGUAAUAAUAAUUAUUAAGGCUCUAGAAAAAAUAUGUCAUGUAGUGUUGGACGUAAAAAAAUGUAAUGCAUGAAUUUUGAGAAUUAGAUCUAUCUGAAGCAUUUAAAAUCGAAAAUUUUUGGAUUGAAGAUGAAAUUAUAAAAUUUCAGAAAUUUAAAAAGUUUAUAAAUAUUAGGGUUAAAUACAACUUGCGCUCCUGUACUAUAUCACCAGUGUCGCGUAUACUCCAUGUACUACAAAAUGCGACAAAGUGGCCCCUCAUAUUACCAGUCAAUUCUCACAUCUUUAACACCGUUAGUUUCUAUAGCAAAGUUUUUUUUUACCCUUACCCAUUUUCUAACUUUAUAACUUGGCCAAUUUUUUGAACGCGUAGAACAUAACUUCCCCUUUCGUCUUCUCCACUACGAUUGAACAUACCAUAGACAUUUUUGAAGCAAUUUGAAGAGAAGUUGGAAUAGAUAAAUGUAAGUUCUCAAAUUAUCGCUUAUUUUUUGGUUCAACCACAGCUUACGCUUUUCGAUUAAGUAGUCAUUAAAGGAUAUUGAAUUAACAUAACAAUAAUUGAUUUUUUUUGUCAAGCGUGAGGGCUGCGGAUUUAGUUGGUGUAUAUCAACCCUCGGAAAACGGAAAAUCUCAGAGGAUUAAUAAUGAAGAUCGCCUUAUAACUUCUACAAGACUCGAGGCCGAAGAAGCUAGAGGUGUAUUGUACUGUGACAUUGGUACCGAUGAAAUUGAUAAGAAAAAUCGAGUUAGUGCCGCAGUUGAAAAGCCUUGAAAAAGGGUUUGAUUUUUAUCGAACCUUGUGUUUCGUAAAUUUUAAUAAUAAUAAUAAUGUAGUAUGCAGCAUACUAUGUUUCUGUAGAUGAGAAAACAUUAUAUUCUUGUUUUGGAGCCACAAUGUAUAUACAUAUAUUUGUAUUUCUCAGCUAUUAUUAUUAAUUUUUUUUAUAUAAGUUGUUAAUUCAUUCCAGAAUCAACGUUUAGCUUAAUUUUAUUAAAAAUUUACAGUUCAGGAGAGGAGCAAAAGAUAAAAUCAAUUUAGCUUUAACAGAGAGAAAAAAAAAAGAAUUUAGUCCCACAUCGGAAGUUUACUAGUUUUGAUAACUAUUUAUUAACAAAAAAAGGCAUUGUUGUUCGUCUAGC